AUGACCAUCUCUGACUGGAAAAUCCUUGCCUAUGUUCAACUUGUGUACUUUGCACUCUUUGCAAUUGCAUUUACUAUCAGUGUUAUUCAAAUACUAGGUGUGCGUCGUAAUGCUAUAUCAACUUUUGACGCUGGGAUCAACAAAAUUAUCAAGUUUUAUGGUUUAUAUUUUGGGCUUUUCAUUCUAUGCAAAAUAGCGGGAGGUGCCUGUGCAAUUGUAUUGUACAGUUUAAAAACCUCAAAUACAAACUUGUACAUCGCAACUUAUGUGUUGGAUUCAGUUUCCAUCAGUAUGCUUAUCAAGUCAUUUCUCCCGCUUAUCGAAUUCUUAAUCGACAAGCGAACAGAAGUUCUUGACCACCAACAUGAUAUCCAUAACCCGGAUUUCAAAAAAAGUCCAGAUUAUGAACUUCCACCAAAGCCAAAGUAUCAUCCAUUUCAAGUAUUGACUGUGUUACUUCUUGUUGGUCUUAUUUUAUCAAUUGUUGCUUCAAGUUCGAUGGACAGCAGCUCAGCCUCAUCAUACAAGACCCUUUUAAAGGCGUCAGCGUUUAUUUUCCUUGCAGUUAUUCUUAUUAUAACGGGUAUUCUAGCAUUUUCAGUUUCCUUCUUCUCCAACUCAAUUUAUGCUCAUGGAUACUUAUUGGUUCUGCAAGCCUACAUUUUACUACUUGCUAUGCCAUUCAUGUUAAUAAGAGUUAUCUAUUCAUUACUUUCUGCCUUUUCAGGUGCAAACAUCUUGCUGGGACAUCCUAGUAAGUACACCUUGCUUCUUGGUGACUACAAAUACUAUACAUUUAUGGCAUUCGCUGAAGAAUGUAUAAUAUCAAUUAUCUUAUUGUUCAGUAUGUAUUACUUUUCAAAAAAUGUUUCCCGGUUCUAA
This is a messenger RNA of [Candida] anglica, 882 nucleotides long. The record is from the annotation of a GenBank genome assembly. Lineage: Eukaryota; Fungi; Ascomycota; Pichiomycetes; Serinales; Debaryomycetaceae.